AUGUUGUGCUCAGCAAGCAAUCUGGGCUCAAGCACGGUGUCAUUUGUUUGUCGACUUCCCAUCAACUUCACCAUGGGGCCUGUGAAGUUUGACGACAUCGACAAGACUUCCAAGGAGGUGCUGAGUGACGACUACCAGACCAGUGGCUACCAGAUCAAGGCAAAGCAGAAGACCAGCUGGCAGGGCUCCGUGGUGACCACCGCUGUGGACCUGGUGCCCGGGAGCAAGGAGUGUGUGACACCAGCCAAGUUGACCAUGAAACUGCCAACCCCUUUUGGCUGCCCAUUCUUCGUGCUGGAGAAGUUGGAAAUGGACAAGAAGGGAGGUCUUAAGUUGGAGGCUUCGACUGAAAAGGUGGCAAAGGGGCUGAAGAUCGAGGUGAAACCAGAGUUGAACGACCCUGCGAAGACGAAGACAGGUCUCACCUACUCGGCCCUGAAGGACGUGCGCUUGGCCGCCGACUUCACCGGCGUGGCCGUGCAGGACACGGUGGCGGAGAUCACGGUGCAGCCCUGUCAGUACGUGGUGCUGGGUGCCAAGAUGAAGGCUCCCUGGUGCCCUGAAGUGGGCAUUCGUGCCGUCCACGGGCCAUACUUUGCCUCCCUCUUGGCGAAGGAGAAGUUUUCCACCUUUACGGCCUCGUGCCACUACAAGGCACUGGACAACGUCCGUGUGGCGGGCUCUUACGUCUACGGCGGCAAGAAGAACGGCACCUUCGCCCUUGGCUUGACAUAUUCGUGCAACAAGAACACCCUGAUGAAGGUGAAGUUGGAGAAGGAUAUGGUGGUGAGCUGCGGUUUGAAGCAGACACUCUCCAAGGGCUUCACUUUGCUGGGUGGGAUGAAAUAUGAUGCCAACAAAGGUGAGCGCUCCUAUGGUUUGCAGCUGAGCAUCGAGUGAAUCUGAGCUCAGUUUGUCCCGUGACGCACGGCCGUAUCCACACCAUUUGUUGUGGAAAGAGUUCCGCUUCUCGUGAAGAGAGCAACUUUUGAGAAACAGCUCAAAAACAAGGAUCAAAGGAUAUCUAACGGUCAAGAGUCAGGGCAGUUUUGUGUGUU
Messenger RNA from Cladocopium goreaui, 1058 nucleotides. The record is from the annotation of a GenBank genome assembly. NCBI's taxonomy places the organism in Eukaryota, Dinophyceae, Suessiales, Symbiodiniaceae.